CCAUUGAGAUUUCACCUUUGGAUCUGUAAAAAAAAGAAAAGAAAAAAAAGACCCAAAUAUUUGAACCCCUUCGAACCGGAACCCAGUUGGUAUUACCUCCGGAAUUUGAAUUCCUUUGCUUUCUCGAUCGGGUCGAUUGAAACUGUGCCCGGCUUUUCAUCGACGAGAGUCUUCUGUUCACAAGGAAGAGGAUCCUUGAACAGAUCGGGCCAAUGAGAUCGUUUGGUCCCAGCCGCACGAUCUAAUUUAAAGAGAUCGGAGGGCUCCCCGCAUCAUCCCCAUCUUUUGCUAACAUGGGGAUCCCUCAUCUCCCCAUCCCACCUCUUCGAGAGCCUAUAUAUAUCCAGAGAGGUUUCUCUUGAAUCCUUGAUUUCGCUCACAUCACUCUCUACGUAUUCGUCGUCUACACAGGUACACAAAUUUGGUUUCUGCUUCUGGAAUCUGUGAGGGUUUGACGUCGGGGACGAUACGAGAUGAGGAGGAAUUGAGAUUCAAAUGCUACUGCAUCAAAGAGGGGAUUGGGAUUCAAAUGCUCGGAUCUGCUGGUGUGUUACUGAGAUGUCGAAUCGUGUGUUGGUGGAUUAGUGGGAGCUAGAUUUGGAUUUUGUGUGGAAAAAAUGCGGGCUUUGAGUGUAGCCGAAUUUGCGAUUUGGAGUGACUGAGGAGGAGCAUUGUGUAAUUAGGUCUCUUUGAAGUAAUUGGAAUUUGAAGUACAUGUUUGAGAUUGUGGACAUGGUGGUUAUCAGAGACCUCUUCACCUAAUGGAGAUUGGUCUGGUCCAGGUCUUAUGACCUCCAGCUUGAAGAAGUCAUUCCAAUUGAAUUUUGGAACUCGUUCUUUUGUAAGGAAUGCUGUUAGGUUAAAGACAUCUUUUAUGGGGUAGGAAGUGGGGGCGAAAUGGUUUUAAAUUUCAGAUAUUUAAAGACAUGGAGGAGACACGAGAUGAUAGAGGGCUAGCAGAGCAAGGGCCUCCAAAUGCAUCAUGGUGGCCUUCAGAUUUCGUGGACAAAUUUGGAUCUGUUUCUUUGGGAUCCCAAGAAGAAUCACUGAGUAAUACUGAAUCACCUAGAAGUUCGGACCAAUAUGUGUUGUCAUCUCAGAAGGCAUCACAAGUAUUAUGGCAAACUGGAAUGCUCUUAGAACCGAUUCCCAAUGGUUUCUAUUCUGUCAUUCCGGAGAAAAGGCUCAAGGAGAUCUUUGAUGAUAUUCCUACUCUUGAUGAGCUUCAUGCUCUUGAAGCAGAGGGUUUGAGAGCCGAUGUCAUUCUUGUAGAUACUACAAAAGACAAAAAGGUGUCCAUGCUGAAGCAACUGAUUGUGACUCUGGUGAAAGGAUUGAACGCAAAUCCAGCUCGAAUGAUAAAAAAGAUUGCUGGAUUGGUUUCAGAUUUUUAUAAGCGGCCAAAUGCAGAAAGUCCAGCAAAAGCUGCACUUGAAGAAACCUCCCACAUGUUUGAGAAUCGAGGAGUCCAACUUUUGGGGCAAAUAAAACAUGGUUCAUGCCGUCCUAGAGCAAUCUUAUUCAAAGUUCUAGCAGACACUAUAGGUCUUGAAAGUAGGCUAAUGGUGGGUUUGCCUAUUGAUGGAGCCGUUGAGUGUGUAGAUUCAUACAAGCAUAUGUCUGUGGUAGUUGUGUUGAACUCUGUUGAACUACUGGUCGACCUGAUGCGGUUUCCUGGGCAGCUGUUACCCCGAUCAACCAAAGCAAUAUUUAUGACCCAUAUUUCUGCUGCUGGGGAGAGUGAUAGUGCAGAGAACGACUCGUGUGAUUCACCACUAGAACCAAACAGUCCUCUAUAUGGAUUUUCAGAGAGAAUGGAUCCUGACAGUGCUGAAAAAGAUGAUAGUCCUCAGUUCCGUGGUAGAUUUGAUGUGCCCUCAAAUGCACAAGGUCCCUCAUUACAAAAUAUAAUGUUGCGACCUAUUACCUCCGUUGAAAGAAAACUGAGUUUUUCACAUAGUGAACCCAACAUUGCAACUACAUUUUGGCGGCGUAGUCGGAGGAAGGCCAUUGCUGAACAGCGGACUGCUAGUUCAAGUCCAGAGCAUCCUUCGUUCCGAGCACGUGGGCGGUCCAUGCUCAGUGGUGAUGGGAAAUCUUUUAGAGAUUAUGCUGAUGACAUGCCUACCUCAAGGUACAGGUCAGACGGUGCAUCAACAUCAGAAGCUCGCAGAUUAAGAAGAAGAAGCAUGAGUAUUACUCCAGAGAUUGGCGAUGAUAUCGUAAGGGCUGUACGAGCAAUGAAUGAAACAUUGAAGCAGAAUCGUCUUUUGAGAGAGCAAGGUGAUGAUCAUAGAUCCGGUCUUCAGAAAAAUGACCAAAUCAGUUCUCAAAAAGCAAUAUCAUUACCUUCAUCUCCACAUCAGUAUAGGAGUCAAACAUCUGAUAGAAUUGGACCGUCAGAGUUUGCAACAAAUGAUGAAUUGGUUUUAACAUGGAACAGAAUUCUUGAAUCCGCCACAUUUGAUAAUAAGCCUCUAUUGCCUUACCAGGAAUGGAAUAUUGAUUUCACAGAAUUGACUGUUGGAACUCGUGUUGGAAUAGGGUUCUUUGGAGAAGUCUUUCGAGGUGUUUGGAAUGGAACAGAUGUUGCAAUAAAGGUUUUCUUAGAGCAAGACCUAACUGCUGAAAACAUGGAAGACUUCUGCAAUGAGAUAUCAAUUCUUAGUCGUCUUCGGCAUCCCAAUGUUAUUCUAUUUUUGGGUGCAUGCACGAAGCCUCCACGCUUAUCAAUGGUUACAGAAUACAUGGAGAUGGGAUCUUUGUAUUAUUUGAUUCAUUUGAGUGGCCAGAAGAAGAAGCUUAGCUGGCGAAGGAGACUAAGGAUGUUGCGUGACAUAUGCAGGGGGUUGAUGUGCAUGCACCGGAUGAAGAUAGUUCAUCGUGAUCUAAAAAGUGCAAAUUGUCUAGUGAAUAAGCACUGGACUGUCAAGCUUUGUGACUUUGGACUCUCAAGAAUAAUGUCUGAGACAAACAUGAAGGACUCAUCGUCUGCAGGAACUCCGGAAUGGAUGGCACCUGAGCUUAUUCGAAAUGAACCCUUCACUGAAAAAUGUGAUAUUUUCAGCCUUGGGGUGUUAAUGUGGGAGCUCUGCACUCUAAAUAGACCGUGGGAAGGUGUUCCACCAGAGAGGGUAGUUUACGCUGUUGCGAAUGAAGGUUCCCGAUUGGAGAUCCCUGAUGGUCCGCUAGGCAGGCUUAUUUCGGAUUGUUGGACGGAACCGCAGGAUCGACCGAGCUGCGAGGACAUACUCUCCCGCUUGUUAGACUGCGAAUACUCACUUUGCUGAUACAAUCUUGUUUCUUGUGUAUAGAAAACAUGGUAGAGGUUUUCACUUUGUAUUCUCGGCUUUAAGGUGCAUGCUGUUGUCAAUUUCUCAUCUUUUGCUUUUAGUUUUGCAUCCUCCGAUGUUUUCCUGCAACUCAGCUUUUUUAUUGAACUUCCGACUUCCGAAAAUACUUUCGACUACUUGCAUGUAAGGGGUCAUUCCUUCUUGCGGACGACGGAUUAGUAAGCAGUUGUUCCUUGUUACAGACUAAUUACAUUAUGACACGUGUGCAAAA
Malus domestica (apple) is the source of this 3564-nucleotide messenger RNA. Its product is annotated as probable serine/threonine-protein kinase SIS8. Gene Ontology annotation, biological process: protein phosphorylation; signal transduction. Lineage: Eukaryota; Viridiplantae; Streptophyta; Magnoliopsida; Rosales; Rosaceae. The record is from RefSeq and is a predicted model, not a curated record. Gene Ontology annotation, cellular component: cytoplasm. Gene Ontology annotation, molecular function: protein kinase activity; ATP binding.